CAGGUUACAGAUUUAUCUACCUUAAGAGAAUUCUUUCCAGUGUCCAUUCAACACAAGGUAUUUUUACAAUUUGUGUAUACUGGAACCAAACUUAUCUUUUUUUUUGCGCGGAGUGCCCUUCUUUUGGGCUGGUCUUUAUAUUUUUCCCUUUAUUUAUGCCUUCUUUAAUUUUUGCCCCUGCCGCCUGUUUAAUGAAUAUUUUUUGACGAAAUUACCCUUACCCCAUUAAAACCCUUUCUAUUUCGUCAUUUGCCCUUUUUUUUUUUUUUUUUUGCUUCUUCGUUCCUCAUCUGUUUUGUGUCUGUCUUAUUUGUUCUAAAAUUUAGGUACGAAUUUGGAUAUUUUGCUCGUUUCAAUAUUUAUUUUUAUGUUGAAUUGAUAUCUUUGUCUUCGUCGUUUUUUAUAUUUAAUUGAUCCUUUUUGAUUUCAAAUUAUAGUGUUUUUGUUACAGUGUCUGUAUGAUUUUUUGAACUUUAGUUUCGUUCCCCAUGUAUAUAUUCUGGUUUUUUGAAUGUCGUAUUAUGAAUGUCGUAAUAUGUUUUAGUUGAUUUUGAUAUGCGUUUGGUUUUCUCUUUGUUGAAUCUUUGAAGUUUUGUCUGUGAACAACUGUUUUAUGUUGUUGCUGUUGUUUUUGUUUAAUAAUCUAGGUUUUGUGAAGAAUGUGUUUGUCUGAGGCAACAUAUGCCGGGUCCGGCAGAGUUGUUGCUUUUUGAAACUGAAGUUAUGCCGGUUCCGGCAUAAAGUUAUGCCUGUUCCGGCAUAAAGUUAUGCCUGUUCCGGCAUAACUUCAUGAAUUAAGUUAAUUUAUGUGUGUCUUGGUUUUUUGGUGUUGUCUUGUUAAUAAUUUUGGUUUUUAUGCAAUCUUUAUGUGUUUUGGUGUUGUUUUGUUAAUAAUGUUGGCCUUUUAUGCAAUCUUAUGUGUUUUGGUUCUUUCUUCUAUUAUGCAGGUAUUUGUGUACCAGUCUAGGGGCUGAUUUUUUAUCAUGGAGGAACAUCCCUUGGUUAAGUUUGAACAUUGGGUUGAAGGAGGUGGCAUGUGGAGUGGUGAUUUUCAUUUUCGGAGUUUGAUUUUGUCCUUUUUGAGUGUCUCUCAAUUGGAGUUGUUGAAAAAGGGUGUGUUUGGACAGUUUAUGGAUUUGGUUGAUGUCCGCCAGAGUGAUAGUAUUUUCCAUUGCUUGAUCUUAUCGCAACUUUCAUCUAGUAAUGAUAGUGCGUUAAAGUUUAAGAUUUUUGAUGGCGUGUGUGUAUUUGAUUCCGAGUCUUUCCGUCUUAUUAUUGGGUUGGAUUCUUGUGUUGGCGAUUUUAGUGUUGUGUCUAGCAGACCAAAUAGAUUGUUGAGACUUUAUUUUUCAAAUCAGGAUAAAAUAAGGUUGUGUGAUCUCAGGAGUUUUUUACAGAUCAAGUCAAGUAAUCGUACUGGUGGUUUUUGGGAAAGAUCUAGUGAUCCUGUUAGACUUGCUGAGGUCUAUAUAUUGGAGAGGGUUUUGUUGGGUCGUAACGAGAAAUGUGUUGUUAAAGGUCAUCUAAUGAAGAUAAUUGACGAUGACAGUCUUCGGGUGUCUUAUCCUUGGGGUUCUCUUAGUUUUAAUUGGUUGGUACGGUCGAUUCGUGGUUGUGUGAAGACUUUAAAGAGCACGCCAUCUACACGUUAUAUGAUUAGUGGUUUCCCUUACGCUUUAAAUGUGUGGCUGUUGGAGGUUUUCCCUAUCUUUCGAGGGUUUUCAAGUUUUCAUGGUCUGAAGUUUCCUCGUAUGUUGUCUUGGGGUCCUUCAAAGCAAAUUGAUUAUAAAGUUAUUACUGAUAAUUUCUUCCAUGCUGAAAAAGUAUGUGUUCCCCUUUUGUUGAUGCUUCUUUUUCUUGGUUCUUUUUCCCUCUUGUUAUUUUUUGUGUUUUUGUCUAAAUUGAUGUGUUUAUAUUGUGUUAUAGAGAUUCAAGAAAUUUAUUGUCCAUGCUGUUGUUGUUGGUACGGAACAAGAGAUGCUGGAUUAUCCAGUUGCACUUAAAUUUCCUGAUGAUUCAGGCCCUUGUUCUUCCCGUGCGGUUUUUCCAUCUGAAGUUACUUCUCAGAUAGUUGAUGUAAGUUGUACUUUGCUUUUUGUGUUUUUGGUUGUUUAACUGAAUUCUGAGUUAGAGGCCUUGUGGUAUAG
This is a messenger RNA of Lycium barbarum (goji berry), 2147 nucleotides long. RefSeq lists its product as uncharacterized. The coding region runs from base 984 to 2003 and encodes 339 amino acids. The transcript has 2 exons. The record is from RefSeq and is a predicted model, not a curated record. NCBI's taxonomy places the organism in Eukaryota, Viridiplantae, Streptophyta, Magnoliopsida, Solanales, Solanaceae.